Molecule: messenger RNA, 2337 nt
Organism: Coniosporium apollinis CBS 100218
Lineage: Eukaryota; Fungi; Ascomycota; Dothideomycetes
Exons: 4
Coding region: 1-2337 (778 amino acids)
Cellular component (GO): cytoplasm
Source: RefSeq, a predicted model, not a curated record
AUGCCCAAUUUCCUCAAAGAGUUGCGCCGAAAGAGCAGAUCUAGCUUCAAGGCAGAGAAGCCUGACACCAACGGCUCGACCGACGGCAGCAGCUCGAGCAAUGGCAGCAAUGGCGCAAACGGAAGAUACCCACCCAACAACCAGUCUUCCUCAACGCUCACCUCCAAUCUCGGAUCCACGACACCGCCUAGCACUUUACCGUCGCAGAACUCGGAAACCAACCUGAAGUCGAGUGGCAGUGCGUCCCCGGUUCGGCCUAUGGUCAGUACGAAACGCUACAGCAUAAACGGCACGGCAAGUUCCCCGACUACCGCCAACGGCCUUCAGAGACCUUUCUCGGGCACAUCGGCAUUCGCGCCCUGUGUAACAUCGGUUUCCGAAAACUCCUGGGUGAAUCAGAAGGUGCUGCUCAUACGCGGGCGUAUCGGCGAACCAACCCUCAAGCUGCUAGACGGCACCGUCACGAUUUAUCACCACCAUGAUAGCUUUCCACCCACUCAGUGGCCAGUAUGCGACUCCCAUUUCAAAGCCUUGGUCCACCUCCAACCUGGGCCAAAUCGACUACGCCUCGAGUUCAACUCUACCAAGCUGUCUAGCGGCAGCUCCGGACAUUCUUCCAUGUUGCAACUUAACUAUCUGCCUCUGACAUCCGUACCGCCAUUGCAACUCGCAAUAAUACUAGCAAAGGAUUCGCCGGAGACCUACGAUGCUGUCCCGGACCGAAUCCAGAGGGAAGGCAACAAUUUGCACACCGCUGUGCGAAAGUUCCGGAUGGCUGCGUACCUGUGGCAAGCGUUCACAGGAGAGCAGAUGAACCGCCAUGGCUUCGGCCGGCGAUGCUUCCGAUACGAAGAAGAAUGGACUCAGGGCACGCUUACCUACCACGAUUCACAAUCCGGACAGAUGAGGAACGAGGCUAAGAUCCACAUCAUCCGCAGCGACAAAACUGUCGAGGAGAUACGGAACCUUGAUCUGGCGCAGCAGUAUGAAAAGGCGCAGAAGAAAGGCGAUUUGUAUGGCAUUGCGAUGGAGUCUGUCAAGAACUACUUUCGCCCGCGGCCAGGACAGAAGCUUUACGUUUCCUGCAUGUUCCUGGACACCCACUGGGACUCCCAAGUCGGCACUGUGAGAGGUCAUGCGGCGCUGGGUGGUGGCGACGGCACUGUUCAACUUGCAAUCUUUGGGUCUCACGCGCUGCAGAGCUAUCCCGCCAGCAUCGAGGAAGUUGUGCCAGCCUUCACCGACUGCACACGGACUGACACAAAGCACGUAGCGAACGACUGCAACGAGUCGGGCAGCAAUUGGGAGGCAGCCAACAUCGGCAUCGGUGCGCAUUUGCAUGAGACCGGACACUUGUUCGGCUGUCCUCAUCAAGAAUCCGGUGUGAUGCUUCGGGACUAUGUCAGGCUGAAUCGUACUUUCAGCAUCAAUGAACCGUACUCUACCAGGACGAAGUCGCAAGGCCAGCGCGUGCUUAAGCAAGAAGACGAGUGCACGUGGCAUCGGCUUGACUGUCUUCGUUUCCGCUACCACCCAUGCUUCCGCCAACCCGUCGAUUCACCUAGUUCUUCGGAUGACAGCAUCCAGGUCUGGUCGGUAGGCAACAACCAGGUCCUCGUGACUGCAGCGUCAGGCAUCGCAUAUAUAGAGCUCUACCCAGAAGGGGACGAUGUGUGCCACUACUGGCUAGAGUAUCCCGUACCCAGUGCCAACGGCGGCCCGCUCAGGCAAGUCACUCUCACCGAAGCAGACCUUCGGUCGAGAUUACCAGAGGAGAAGCGCAACAAGAAGCUGAAGCUGGAGCUCCAUUCUUGCGGUCAAGGCAAGCACGUAGUGGAAGACUUUAGCGCACUUCUUUCCAAGAGCAACCGCGUAAAGCUGCCAGACGGCCGGGCAGGCUUCAAAGGCAGCAAGCUCGGAUUCUCGCAGAUGGACGGAUCGAAACCGCAGGAGCUCAUUCUCGAAAGCGCCUUCAUCCAAACCAAGCUCCUGACGAGCAUCAAGGUGUACCAUGGCUUUGCGCUCGAUGGCAUUGAGUUCAUCUAUGAGGACUCCACAAGCCAACUCUUUGGCCAGAGGGGAGGUAAGCCAGGCGGAAGCGAGUUCCCGCUCGACACGCGGAAAGGGGAGACCGUGAUGGGGUUCCACUUGCGAGCAGGACUUUGGAUAGAUGGCCUACAGAUCUUGACCACCCUUGGACGGCGGAGCGAGAUGUUUGGGAACCCAACAGGCGGCAGCGCGCACACUCUGAUACCCCCACGCGGCUACGCCAUCGCCGGCAUCUCCGGCUCUCUUGCGGCAUGGGUCGAUGGCUUCUCGUUAAUCAUCACACGGUGA